AUGUCCGGCGUCGUCCCUGCGCGUGCAUCCGGCUCCCGCAAGGCCCAGAGGAUGGAUGUCGACGACGAUGCUCGAUCGGCAAGCAGUGGCUCUGCCAGUGACUUUGCAGAUGUGGCUGCGGACGACUCGAGCGGGGUCGAUGACGACAGUGGCGACGACUAUGUUGACGAGGACGAUGGCGCACCAGCCGCCGCUCAACCAGUGGAAGACGACGAACCCAGAGACGAUGCCAUCUUCCACCGUAUUGCAGGCUAUGUCUCUGCCAGUAUCCCCGGAGAAGGUGGCAUUGGUCAAGGCAUCGGCGGCGAAUCGUUCCAGCUCGACCUUGCGGCGAUCGACGACGAAGAGUUGCCACAGGCAUCCAAGCCUCGUCGACGAUUACAACGAGUCCACCGUCCCACAUACGAGGUGCAGCAGCUCCUGGGUCGCGCCAACAUGGCGUACAUUACCCAGAACCACGAGGAAGCGGUCAAGCUCUUCCUCGAGGUCAUCCGUCACGACCCUCAAGUCCAGGCCUCUUGGACGACUCUUGCGUCCGUAUACGACGAGAUGGGCCAGACCGACAUGAGUCGCCAGAUGCGCUUCUGUGCCGCCCACAUUGAGGAAGACCCAGAGACCUGGCUCGACCUCGCCGAACAGUUUCGCGGUGAGGACAACACUGCGCAGGCGCUCUACUGUUACCGUCGCGCAAUCAAAUUGGACGGAUCCAGUCCCAACCUCAUCUGGAAGCUCGUUGAUAUCUACCGCCAGACCGGUGCCAACAACAAGGCCGUUGAGGCGCUCAAGAAGAUUCACCGUGUCGAGCCUACCUUCCUGCGCGAUUUCAACAUGCUCAUGGAGGUCCACCCAAUCAUCACCGAAAGCAAGCAGUUUGCGUUCGGUGCUACUGCCUUUGGGGAAGCGUUCGUUUACAACUUUGCGACAUUUGACAAGCCCGAGGACCAGGCACCGGAGAACACUAUGACGAUUGAGAACAUUGUCAUCUAUGUCGACUACCUUCUCAAGUCUGGUGACCCUGAGACAGCUGUCAACACCAUCCACCGUGGACAGCGUUGGCUCCAGGGACGCAAGAUGGAGAAGGGAUGGGACGCUGUCGACGACGACAGCGAGUACUACCCACCACCAGAGGACAACGAGGAAGACGCCGACGUCGUCGAGGCCCGCCACACUGGUUACGAGCUUGACAAUCAACUGCGUUACCGUCUCGCCAUUGCUCGGCUGCGCCUGGGCCAAGACGAUGAGGCCAUGAUCCAUAUCAAUGUCAUCUUUGACCUUGACGCCAUGAUCCACGGCGACAUGUUCAAGGAGCUCGGCGAGGCGCUCAUGAAGCGUCAGCUGUGGGAGACGGCUCUGGAAUGUUGGGCUGUUUUGCACGACCGCGACCUCGAAGACGAGCCCGACGUCAUCUUCAAGUUGGCCGUGUGUCAGCAUCAGCUGAAGCGUAACGCGGAGGCUCAUGAGAGUCUCAAGUGGGUGGUCGAGGCGUCACCAGCCAACGUCGAGGCGCGUCUCGAGCUUGCCUCAGUGUUGGAAGACAUGGGCAAGAGGACCGAGGCACUGGAAAUUGUGUCUGAAGUCAUUCGUUGGGGUGAAGGUCGCUCGCAGGAUGGCCAGAGCAAGGGCGAGCGGGUCCUCGCCCAGAGGUUGAACAAGCGCGUGCUCGAGGCUCAGGCGUCGUCUACGAUGAAGGGUCUGUGGGAAGACGUCCAGGCUGCCGAGGAAGGUAUCAAUAACGGUGAAGCGUGGGCGCUCGACAAGUUUAUCCACGCCGCUGGGACUAUGAUUGAGACGUACCGCCUGGCCAAGAGCAACUUUACCAAGAACCGUGGUAUUACGCGUGUCGCCAAGCGCCGCAAGUAUGGGGCGAAAAACGACAUUGCCUCGCAAGCCCAGGCCAUGCAGGACCGUCUCGAGCGUACUCUUGGCUUUGAGGACGACACACCCAUGGACGGAAAUGACAAGCACGAUUACGAGGUCAUCCGUCAAACCCAGUUCUAUGGCAUCGGCUGCGAAGACUGGCUCGCGUUGACCAUCAAGUACUGCUGUGUCCUUAUGGUCAAGAACGAAGAGGACGUCGCCAUGGACAUUCUUGAGCACGUCGUCUGGUCUGGUCUCUUCAACACCCGUCGCUGCGAAAUUGCGCUUCGUCUCGCGAUUGUUGCAUGUGCGGCUCGCAUGAGAUCGUACGACCGCAUUGCCGACAAUUGCAAACGUCUUUCGCAAAUGCACCAGUUCCGUCCUGAGCCACUGCUCCUUCUCCUGUCGGCCCUUGGAGGUGGUUUCAAGCAGCAAGCCAUCUGGUCCAACCUGGCCCUGCAGAAAUUCCUCCACCGUGAGGUUCGUAUCUACGACGAGGCUGUGUGCGGCGUCAAGCUCCGCUUCAACAAGCGCCACUACCGCUGGGCCCAAAUCUUGACAACUGGCCAGUCGCGGCGACUGGGAGAUAUCAUUGAUGACGGCGAGGACGACGAUUCCGGCACACCUGCCAACAAGUCGCAGUCGCGCAACCCCGAGGCCGGCGGCGAUGAGGAUGACGACGGUUCGGACGAUGACGAUGGAAUUGAGCACGACGGCGAGCUCGAUGAGGAGGUCCCCAAGCCCACCAAGCACUCGCCCAUUUUCAACACUCUCUACGGCCAGAACAUGCUCACUACCAAGUCGUACCAGAGCGCUCUCUUCUACUUCCUACGCGCAUACGAAGUCAACGAAUACGACCCGUUCCUCUGCUUCCUUAUUGCCCAGGCAUACCUUGGCCGUUCUCUGAACCGCCAGUCUGACAAUCGCCAUUUCCAGGUUGCACAGGGCCUUGCGUUCCUGACACGCUAUCGUAAGCUGAGUCCGCAAGACCCGCAGUCGCUCGAAGAAGUCGAGUACAACUAUGGUCGAGCAUUCCACAGCCUCGGUAUCACACAUCUUGCUGUGUCGCACUAUGAGCGGGUUCUCACGUCUGUGCGGGAGCGCAUGCACGAGACGGACGACUAUGAGGAGCGAGAGUACAUUAGGUCGAGCUCGCUGGCCUGGGAGUCUGCGCACAACCUCGUGCUGAUCUACACUUCGUCUGGGUCGCUCGACCUGGUCCGGAGCCGGUCUGAGGAGUGGCUGGCGCUCAGAGAUUGA
Apiotrichum porosum is the source of this 3117-nucleotide messenger RNA. It is a transcript of the gene TFC4, whose product is annotated as transcription factor TFIIIC subunit tfc4. Gene Ontology annotation, cellular component: transcription factor TFIIIC complex. The coding region runs from base 1 to 3117 and encodes 1038 amino acids. Lineage: Eukaryota; Fungi; Basidiomycota; Tremellomycetes; Trichosporonales; Trichosporonaceae. Gene Ontology annotation, molecular function: protein binding. The transcript has 8 exons. The record is from RefSeq and is a predicted model, not a curated record. Gene Ontology annotation, biological process: transcription by RNA polymerase III.